Hydractinia symbiolongicarpus is the source of this 1634-nucleotide messenger RNA. Its product is annotated as BTB/POZ domain-containing protein KCTD20-like. Gene Ontology annotation, cellular component: cytoplasm. Gene Ontology annotation, biological process: positive regulation of phosphorylation. The coding region runs from base 118 to 1461 and encodes 447 amino acids. Gene Ontology annotation, molecular function: protein binding. The record is from RefSeq and is a predicted model, not a curated record. Lineage: Eukaryota; Metazoa; Cnidaria; Hydrozoa; Anthoathecata; Hydractiniidae. The transcript is spliced from 7 exons.
GGAACUUAUUUUCUCAACGGCCGUUUAAAACAAUAACAAAUAUUGCAGCUGAAAAAGCGAUGACAAAUGAAAAGUGAUAUACAAAGACAUGUUUAAUAAACGUAGUUAACAGCUCAAAUGAACCAGGAAGAAAUUAACUGGCAAAACUCUCGUUCAGAAAAUUCAGAAAGUAAUGAUAAUUUGGUAGCUGAUGGAGAGGCCCUACUGAACGAAUCAGCAUCAGCCCUACCAACAGGAGAUGACGAGAUUCCAGUAGGGACGCCCAGGGAAGAAAGACUAGCCCGAAAAUUAAAAGUUAUCGAUGUUCUUUCCCCCAAAUCAAGCGUUGAUAUUGAUAUAGAAAGAGAUAAUUCAAGUUUUUCUGCGCCUUUACACUCCCCGAUACCUGUACAAACAACUUCAACACGAAUAGGUGGACUUUCCAGGCAAGAAAUGUUUUCUAAUUCACUGCCAGAUCGCCAAGGCCCUGACUCUGGAGGAGCUAUACCUCGAACUAAUCAGGUACAAAAGCAACUUAGUUAUCCAUCUAGUGGAGUUUUUCAUCGACAAAGUAGCACUUCACUGUCAAGUAGAAUAACAUUACUUGUGGGGGGGACAAGAUUUGUUGUAAAUCCUCAAACACUUAUGAAAUAUCCAAACACCAUGCUGGGAAGAAUGUUCAGUUCCUCUAAUGAAUAUUUAAAAGUAAACGAUGCUGGAGAAUAUCAAGUUGCAGAAGGUGUUGCUGCAAAUGUUUUCAAGAUUAUUUUGGACUACUACAAGUGUGGCUUCAUGCAUUGUCCUUCUUCUGUAAAUGUCUCUGAACUUCGUGAGGCAUGUGAUUAUCUGUUAGUUCCUUUUAAUGCAGACGUUGUGCAGUGCCAAAAUCUGAAUGAAUUUUUGCAUGAAUUAUCAAAUGUUGGAGCGAAAGAGCAAUUCAAAAGUCACUUUGUUGAAAAACUUAUAUUACCAACGAUAAUAAAAAGUGCUCAGCGUGGAAACCGUGAAUGCCAUUUAGUGAUUUUAAAAGACGAUGAUGUUGUAGAAUGGGGAGAAUUCCCACCUAACAAUGGAGAAGAAUAUGCAGAGAUUAUUUACAGUACGUCACUCUAUCGAUUUUUCAAAUACUUUGAGAACAGAGAUGUUGCAAAGGAUGUGUUGAUAGAGCGUGGUUUAAAGAAAGUGAAACUAGGUAUAGAAGGCUACCCAACUCAUCUGGAAAAAGUGAAGUACAAACAACAUGGAAAGCCUGAUGUUAUAUAUAGCUAUAUUCAGCGACCAUUUGUCCAUAUGUCUUGGGAGAAAGAAGGUAGCAAAAGCCGCCAUGUAGAUUUUCAGUGUGUAAAACCAAAGCAUUCUGGUAUACAUGGUGCUGUGGACGAACCUGCUGCCUUAGCUGGUAACAUGGAUGUACCUCCGCCUGGUGCCCUCUUAGCGGGGGAAAGCUUUGUUCUACAGGAAGCAGCAGACAAUAACGAAUAAACACCGUACCAUCCUUGCUUACUGAUCGCUAAGUUUCAAGAUGUUGAAGUAUAUGUUUUAUCACAACGAAUCAAUAUUCUUUUAACCUUCAUGUUUAUAAACACUUUCUAUUUAUAAAAAGACUUGUACGGGAAAUUCAAUAUUUUGCAGCAAUAAUAAAUGACUUUUUAUAA